ACCGCUGGAUAACAACAACAGGCACGCCGGAGCGCCUACUCUACUACAUCUCACCUAAAAGGCCUUUUCACACGCACGUUUGUGUCUCUCUUUCUGCUCGCGGAGGCUGCGACCGGCUUGGGAUGUGACUUCCAGUGCAGACUUUGCGCUCUGGCGGACCUCACUUAACUCUGAUUAUUCUCACGUUACUCUGAAGGCGAAGUUGCGUGUUUUUGUGGUCCGUCAUAUUUACAUGACAUUGUGACACUUCUCUCAAGUUACCUCUCGACCAUGGCGGAAGCGGCCCAGCAGCCACACCUGGUGGAAAUCGACCCGGAUUUCGAGCCCCUGUCUCGGCCCCGGUCGUGCACUUGGCCGCUGCCCCGGCCGGAGUUCAUCAACCCGGGCGACUCCAACACGUCCUCGCCGGUGCCGUCGGUGAAGCAGGAGCCCGCCGCCGGCGCCUCCGAGUUCAUCAACAACCUGAGCCUGCUGGAGGAGACCGAGGACUUCGCGGAGCAGAAACCCGUCCUCCUCUGCUCUGAUUUCCAGUGUCAGGAAAACCAUCAGGCUCCGCAGCCGCCGCAGCAUCAGCAGCACCCGAACCCGCAGCUCCCGCAUCAGCAGCCGCAGCAGCCGCAGCCGCAGCAGCAGCAGCAGCAGCAGGUGCCUCUGCUCUCCACCCCGGUGGGCUCCUCGUCCCCGGCCGCCGCUGCUGCCGCUGCAGCCGCUGCCCAGAGGAAGAGCAGCUCCUCCCGGCGGAACGCGUGGGGGAAUAUGUCUUAUGCAGACCUCAUAACCAAAGCUAUCGAGAGUUCUCCGGAGAACCGACUCACUCUGUCUCAGAUCUAUGACUGGAUGGUGAAGAGCGUGCCUUACUUCAAGGACAAGGGGGACAGCAACAGCUCUGCAGGCUGGAAGAACUCCAUCAGACACAACCUCUCCUUGCACAGCCGCUUCGUUCGCGUCCAGAAUGAGGGCACCGGGAAGAGCUCGUGGUGGAUGCUCAACCCCGAGGGAGGCAAGAGCGGCAAGUCCCCGCGGCGCCGGGCCGCCUCCAUGGACAACAACAGCAAGUUCACCAAGAGCAGAGGGAGAGCAGCCAAGAAAAAGCUGUCCCUGCAGGGCGGCCCUGACGGCGGCGCAGACAGCCCGGGCUCCUACUCCAAGUGGCCUGGCAGCCCCAACUCCCACAGCAACGACGACUACGACGCCUGGAACAGCUUCAGGCCGCGGACCAGCUCCAACGCCAGCACCCUGAGCGGCCGCCUGUCGCCCUUCAUGCCCGAGGACGACCUCGGAGAGGGGGACGUGCACAUGGGCUACCCGGGACCGCCCGGGGCCAAGAUGGCCGGCACGCUGCCCAGUCUCACGGAGAUGACGGGCUCCCUCGGACACAGCACGGAGAACGUGAUGGAGAACCUCCUGGACAACCUCAACCUGCUCUCGCCCAACAACUCCCAGGUCGGCGGCGGGGCAACGACGCCCGGCUCCUCGCAGUCCUCCCCCUCCCCCAUGAUGCAGCCGAGCCCCGGGUACCCGUCGUACAGCUCCCCCAGCAUGGCCUCCCAGUCCCAGCAGGACUACCACAAGUGCGUGUACGGCCAGGCGGGGAUGAACGCCCUGUCGUCAAUGCCGCUGCAGACGCUGUCGGAGAGCAAGCCGGGCUUCGGGCCGGCCAUGGGGCAGUACGGCUGCACCGCCGGGCUCCUGAAGGAGCUGCUGACCUCGGACACAGACCAGCACGGCGAGCUCAUGCCGCCGGUGGACGCCGUGGCGCCGCAGCCCGGCGGGGGCUGCAUGCUGCCGCCGUACAGCAGCACGCAGCACGCGGUCAAACUGAUGGGCGGGGGGAACAGCCACCCGCACGCCCUCUCUCACCCCCACCCGCACAAUGUGCACAGCCAAGCCCGGGCCCCGUCCCCGGCCAUGAACGGCCGUCUGCUCAUGUCCCUGAGCUACAACGGCGGCGGCGGUGGCGGCGGCACGCGCCUGCCCCCCACCAAGAGCCCCAUGCAGAUGCCGUACGGCCUGUCGGGCCACCUCAAUGCCGGGGGCAUCCCCGGCGGCUUCUGCCCCCUCAACACCAACGGGUACGGCCGGCCGGGCCUGUCUCCGCCCACGCACCCGGAGAAACUGCCCAGCGACCUGGACGACAUGUCCAUCGAGAAGUUCGAGUUCGACAUGGAGACGGUGCUGCACGACACCCUGAUGGAUGGAGACUCGCUGGACUUCAACUUUGAGCCGGUGGUGGCCCAGCAGGGUUUCCCGCACGGGGUGAAGACCACCACACACAGCUGGGUGUCAGGAUAGAGGGGGAGGAAGAAGUCUCUAUUUCACUCACUUGAUACCGCUGUUUGGUGAAAAUAAAAAAAAAAAAUUAAAAAAAACACACACAAUCAGAGCUCAUCUGAGACUAAAAUCUGCCGUCAACAUUCCUGUUUCAUACAAAACGUGGACAGAUCACCAUUGGAGCCCUGGAAGGAAGAAUCAGGAUUAUUUUUAAAAUCUAGAAUUAAAGGUCUGUACAAACUUAAGUGCCAAACAUUUUGCCUUAACAAAAGAGCCAAACGGAAACAGCCCUCUCUGGUUUACUCACACACAGGUUACACACUCUUAAAUGUAGUCGUUUCUUUCUUCUUUUUCUUCUUCUUUUUUCGCAAGAGUGACACUGCCAACUACAUCUCAUCAGCAGCUGCAGCACAAUCUGUUCACAAACUCAUGCUGUCCACCGUGUUUUUAUACGUUGGAGUUAUCACACCUGACCACGGCCUGCGGACGCGUGGCGUGGCAUGGAGGGGAGGAAGAAAAAAAAAAAAGUGGGAGAUUUCUCAGAAAAGAAUCCUCGAGUGAUGUUACAUAAUGACGUACUUACCUGAAUGUACAUAAUGUAAUCAUAGAGUUUGUAAAAUCAGGUCUCGUUGUGCAUUUUUAACGAUUGUAAAUAGUGUUUACAGAAUGGAAGCAAAAAUCAAGCCAGCGGAAAUGAGCUCCCAGAGGAAAACUGGACCCGAUUCUUAAGAUCAAUCAGGCUGUAAAAUGAUAAUGACACUUUCUGAUUUCUUGUACAUACAUUACGAAUGUAUAUUAAAAUGUCACAGUAGAUGUUUACUAGAUUUAGUAUAUAUUUGAGACGUAAGUUAUUUGUGGUUAACAUAGAUUUAUGCUGGUGCGUAACCUGCACUCGGACGUCAUUCGUCACUCUGAACCUUAAUACCACAGGGGCCUAUUUAUUGUGCCUAACAAAGUAGAUUUUGACUGCAGGUUUUGAAGGGUUUUGUAGUGUUAGAUGUCUCUGGUCCGGAAUAUUCUCAAAUCCAAGCAGUCUUAAAGGAACAGAACAGUGGACUCUUCAAUUCCCUGCGUUCACUUUCCUCCAGAAGAAGAAAAAAAAGUGAGUGUGAAUUGUUGCUGUUGAGGUUUUCUGGAUGCUUCUCGGCGCUGUGAAUGUUACGAGGUGGAUAAGAGACGUUCUAUCCGGCUGAGGAAGACCCGUCGACGGGUUGAGUACGGAGCAGCAGCCCCCGUUUGGUUUCAGAAUCUCUUUCUAUUUGCUUGCUGUUUCUUCAGAUUUAGUAUAAAAUGAGUCUUUUUUUUGUGUUUAUUUGUUCAGAAGAGCCCUCUGAUGCUGUGGAGUCACAGCUUUACCGCUUUCACUCUGCCCCUCCUACCUCUGCUUACCGUCACGUCUGUUCAAACGUAACGGUAACGUGUGACUCGACAGCGCCGAUCGUCAUUUUUAAACGCUUUUUUUUUUAAAGUUCUAAUUGUCAUUAUUUAGCUUUCCCCAGAACGCGCCACUAAGUGUUAAGUAUCUGAUCUUGUCUUAGCUUGUAUAUUUGCAUUUUCUAACACGUUUUUCCCCACUUCAGUUGCUUUACAAACCGCAAACUCUUUGAAGCCUGUCUGUGAUUUAUUAUGCAGAGUCGAAGCUAUUACACAAGUUUAUGGCUGCAAACAUAGCGGCUCCAAGACCAAGUAGUUUGAAGAUUUAACAAAAUAUAUAUAUGAAAAAAAACUGCCUCUUGAUGGUUGUUAAUUGUAUAGUUAACCCAGAAGCAACAUGUGUUUCGUGGCCGGGCGUCCUCGGAGUAUGCAGAUUUUUAUUUACACCAACACAGCUAAUGCAUUCACCUCAAACCACAGGGGGAAGCUCUUUAAUUAACAUUUUCUCGGUUCCAAUAAAAACCUGCAGACUCCAGACUGCCAAACGAACUGACUCCACUGACAAAGAUUUUUUUUUUUUAUUAUUAUGAUUAAUAAAGCUACUACAGAGUGAGCAGGUUUUAAGAGAUUUAAAGUAAAUUUGUAACAUUUCAAAAAAGGCAGAGGAGCCGUGCAAGACGCUGCUGCUGUUUGGCUCUGCUGCCAGGUGUUGCCUUUUCUCACCCGAACAUGCCACAGUGUACUAUAGCCAAAAUCUGCCUUUCUCUGAAGUCAAAGUGAUAUAUAUUUAGCGUUUCUAUCAUGUGAUAUGUUCAUAUAUAUAAAAUAAAUUGUGCCGGUCACUCAAGUCACAAUAAACUGUAAUGAAUCCGUGUAGGUUCACUCUAAAACUUAAAGAGCUGUACUAAGUAAAUUAUAUCUCUACAUUUUUAAAUGAUUGAAUCUAUGCAUUGUAUUCCUUAAUUUUAUGUUGCUAUUGUUAUAUUUUCUGUUUUUUUUUUUUUUUCUUGAACUUUUAACAGAGAUAUUUUAUUGUAACAUAGCGCUGUGAGAUGUUCUGGUGUCGUUGCUGUCGAAACUCUAUGUUCCAGAUAGUUCUAUGGGGGAUAAAAAUGAAGUUUAUUUAGAAAAUAGAUAAUGCAGUGAUUGAUACGCUAAAGCUUUUGUAAACUGACAAUGUCGUUUUUAUUGUAUUCAGCUAAGGUUUUUAGAAAAUAGUAUCA
This is a messenger RNA of Salarias fasciatus (jewelled blenny), 4868 nucleotides long. It is a transcript of the gene foxo1a, whose product is annotated as forkhead box O1 a. Gene Ontology annotation, molecular function: DNA-binding transcription factor activity, RNA polymerase II-specific; RNA polymerase II cis-regulatory region sequence-specific DNA binding. NCBI's taxonomy places the organism in Eukaryota, Metazoa, Chordata, Actinopteri, Blenniiformes, Blenniidae. Bases 271 to 2292 code for a protein of 673 amino acids. The transcript is spliced from 3 exons. Gene Ontology annotation, cellular component: nucleus. Gene Ontology annotation, biological process: regulation of transcription by RNA polymerase II. The record is from RefSeq and is a predicted model, not a curated record.